Messenger RNA from Ricinus communis (castor bean), 640 nucleotides. Its product is annotated as late embryogenesis abundant protein Lea5. Gene Ontology annotation, cellular component: mitochondrion. The record is from RefSeq and is a predicted model, not a curated record. The transcript is spliced from 2 exons. Gene Ontology annotation, biological process: response to stress. NCBI's taxonomy places the organism in Eukaryota, Viridiplantae, Streptophyta, Magnoliopsida, Malpighiales, Euphorbiaceae. Bases 224 to 517 code for a protein of 97 amino acids.
AUAAACCCUAAUCUUUAUGUCCAUCAGCACCACCUCCAACCGCAAGAAGAAAAGAGAGCGGGCCGCUAUAGCUAGAUAGCUGCUGCUGCAGAAGAAGAACUGCUUUUCUUCUUGAGAAACCAUAUCUCAGAAGCGUAGCUUUCCUCUCUUCUGCGCAGCACUAUAUAUUUAUACAUAUUAUCUAGCUUUGUGAUAUAUUUAUAUAAAUAUCAAGAGAAUAAGAAUGGCUCGCUCUCACUCCUACGUUAAGCUUCUUGUUGACACGCUUUCGCUUCCUAUCUUCCUGAGAGGCUAUUCGGCGACUGCACAUGAGGCUGCAUCAGCGAGGGGAGGGUUCAGGAGUGGUUUGGUGGGGAAAGUGGAACAAAGGGCCGCGAUAAAAGAAGAUUCAGGGGCCUGCUCUGCUUGGGCCCCGGACCCAGUCACGGGAUACUAUAGGCCAGCUAAUCGUGCGGCGGAGAUUGACCCGGCUGAGCUUCGUGAAACGCUAUUAAAUCACAGGGUUAGGCCGCACUGAGAUCUUGUGGUGAUGUUGUGGGUAUCAAAUAAUAGUUGUUUUUUUUAACUGUUUCAUUGUAUGGCUUUUCUGAUCGAUCUAAGCUCGUCAAUGAGUAGUCGACCCAUCUUAGUUCUUGCUUAA